GAGAUGAGAACAAAAGCGUGUAUAUAUAUUAACGUCACUACCUCCUAAACUGUUUCUCUUGAUCUGAAUUAGAUCUUUCUGGAAGCAAACAACACGCAGCAACCCCUACCCCCAACCCUAACCCUAAUUUGACGACUCUCUUCUCUUGUCGUUCGUCUUCCUCUCCUUCUCCCUUUAGAUUCUUUUUGAAACUGUUUAUUAUUGCUUGAUUUGGGGUAGAUUGCUGCUUAAGGGUUUUUCCUUAUCACAGAUAAGAUGCACUUCCGGCCAUCAUUUUACCAUAAUGCAGUUUUUGAGUUGGAUAUUGAUUAUAAAUGGACACCAAGCGGUUCAUCCAGCUUGUUGAGGAGAAAAAGAAGAAAAUUAUGGAGAGAAAGGAAGCUCCUUUGAAGUGGGAGCAAAAGCUGGAAGCUGCUUCCAAGGCAAACACUGAUGCUGAAUCUAAAGAGAGGAAGUUGAAGGCUGCAAAACAUAAAAGAAGAUUGGGCUCUGAUUCUGAUACUGAUUCUGACACUGAUAAUGAGAGUAAAAGGGUCAGUAAAAGAUCUCAUAGGAAACACAAGAAACACUCUCACAUUGACUAUGGUGAUCAUGAAAAAAGGAAAGACAAAAGUUCCAAGCGGAAGACAAAGAAGCGGUCUUCAGAGUCUAGCGAUUUUAGUAGCGAUGAAUCUGAAAGCAGCUCUGAGGAGGAGAGGAGGAGAAAGAAGAAGCAAAGGAAGAAGAUAAGAGAUCAUGGUUCAAGAUCAGAUUCCAGUGGCUCGGAUUCGUACGCUGAAGUCAACAGGAGAAAACGGAGUCACAAGCGGCGACGACCAUCAAAGUUUAGUGAUUCAGAUUUCUCUAGUGAUGAAGGAGACUGUCAAAAUCGGAAGAGAGGUCAUGGAAAGCAUCAUAAACGCCACCGACACUCGGAAACUAGUGAAUCCGAUUUGUCAAGCAAUGAAAGUGAUGAUAUUCACAGGAAGAAAAGCCACAGAAGGCACCAUAAGCAUCACAGGCGAUCACAUAAUGCAGAGGUGAGGUCAUCUGAUUCUGAUUAUUACAGCAAUGGUGGAAGAAGCAGAUCGUCAGGGAAGUCCUCAGAUGAAAAUUCUGAACAAGAAAGCAAAAGAUCAAUGCAUAAACGGUCUGGUCAUCAUCACCAUCAUCGCCACCAUCAUUCUGACAAGCAUCCACCUCACUUGGAUGCGGAGAGAUAUCACUCUCUCCAGCUCUCACCAAAACUCAAUGGAAAGCACGAAGAAUUAGCUAAAGCUGGCAUUAAUAAAAUAGAUGGUGGUCAUCAUGAAUGCAGAGCUAUGCCUGAGAAUAUUGAUGGUCGAAUUGUGUGAUUUUUAAAAAUGUAUGUUGCUUGUCUGAAAAAAAGAAAAUGUUCUAUUACAGAUUAUCUGUUCUUAGCGGGAGUGAAUAAUUUUCAUCAUUAAUUAAUGUCUGACUUAAUGUUGUCAGCAGUACUAUUGAUUAUGAAAACUGAUCUUGAACCAUCAUUGUUGGUUAGGCACUAAUUUGAUAUAAUUCAGCUAUGAUCAAUUGCAUUUAAAGGUUAUAAUUGUUUUUUCA
This is a messenger RNA of Cicer arietinum (chickpea), 1563 nucleotides long. The record is from RefSeq and is a predicted model, not a curated record. Lineage: Eukaryota; Viridiplantae; Streptophyta; Magnoliopsida; Fabales; Fabaceae.